CAGCACUGGCGGCUCCUUUGAUCUGUGAGACUGUAGCAGUACCGGCUUUAGCAUGUCGUUGUGGAUUGUGUUCGUUGUCAUUUUGACGUCACUGACGUCUCUUCCGACAGCAUAUUAUUUGAACAAAACAGAUGCAAUGAAAGAUCAGCGACUUGUUUUCGGAGCAGGGACGUUAAGUUUAUUAGGAGCAACAGUUCUACCGGCACUUUUUAUGAGGCGGUUCUUUAGAAAUAUAGACCCGGUCAUCUACGCCUGUGCAUGUUUCUCAUGGAGUUCAGUGAUCGACCUGUUCAUUGGGCUAGAGCUGGAUGGCUAUGUGUCAGGGUAUAUGGGUUUCUACUUCCUGGAAGGGGAGCCGUACCUGAAGACCGCCUAUGGCACCAUGAUCAACUACUGGGAUGGUACAGCUCACCUGGCUCUGUAUCUGGCCAUCAUCACACUAUACUGUACAGGGGAGAGUUACCGUGAGGUUGGACUGUACUGGGUGGGCUCCAUCAUGAACAGUAUGAUCGUGUUCCUGCCCGGAAAUGUAGCAGGGAAGUUUGGUAUCAAGUGGUCGUACUUGCUCAAUGUACCUUACAUGAUAAUACCUCUGGUUGCUGGCUUCAAGUUUAUCAAGGAGAGGCCGUUGUUUGUCAGGUCGUACCUCAGGAUACCCAGUCUGCUAGAAAGACCAGUUGACCUGCUGUUUGCAGUCUUCUUUACAUUGUGCUCCAUAGUUGCUGUGUUUAGAGGGAUGGCUGUGCUGGGAGCCAAGUCGGACAUUAUGCACACCUACCUGUCAGAUGUAGAACCCUACCUCAAUGAUCCAAAUGUGUAUCCAAAGAUGCAGAUGCUGGUGUACCUGUAUUACUACCUGUUCUACUACCUGACUGCAAUCUAUGGCCUCACCUGUCCAGCCCAGUCCUGGAUGGCAGACAUGGCCCUCAUACAUGCAGGUGCAGCAGCUCAGGCUCAAUUUGUGCACAUCACUGCAUCACUGCACCACCGCACAGCUGAGUGUUACCAUGCGGCCAUGGAAGGAAGCAGUGGCGCCAUCUUCUGGGGUGUGAAUCUGGCACUUCUGAUUGGCCCUCACCUGUUUGCUUGGCGGUGCAUGAGAAGACCUAACCUGUUUGGGGAAACCUAUACUGUCAACACAGCUGAACCAGUCACUGCUGAUUCUCACCGGAAGAAGGACUAAAUUAACAAUGUUUGCAUACAGUGUUUAAUCAAAGUUGUUUCACUGGAUAAAGGUUAUUCUGAAACUGUUGUAAUCAAAGUUUAACAUGAUUUUAGAUGGUUGUUUAGUGAGGGAAAAAUAAAUUUGAAAAUACAUGACAACAAUAUUUUUAAAAAUGAUGGUUGUUUCACUGGAUGAAAAGAUAAUGCAGAGUAAUUGCAAACUAUUUUACAAAGGUUUAAAACCAUGGUACUUUUGAUUGAAAACUUCACAUUGCCUUGUUAGAGAAUGAAGGAUAGUACUAUAAAGGACGUACAUUUGUAUGUAAAAAUAGAUGCAUAUGUCAUAGUUUAAGUGCAGAAGAAGAAACUAACUGGACCAAUGCACAAGAUGAAGAGAUAAAUUUAAAUCCAAGUACAAUGUGUCAGAUGCAUUGUCCUAAGUACAGUCAGAGUGCCAAGAUAGUCAUAACCCCUGUACUUUGACAUACAACAAUUGUAUGCCAAAUAUGUCUUUGUGGUGUCACACCCUGAGUUGAAACCACUGACACAAGUCAGUGUAGAAAGUCUUUUUCUAACAGAUUACUAUAAUAAUCCACUGUUUUAAUAUUUGUAGAGCUGGUUGAUGGUAAAAGAUUAUAUCCAAUGUAAUUGUGUCCUCAUGUUUUAUGUCAUGCAUAGUUUAUAUGAGGUAAAUAUGAUAUGUAUUGCACAAGGGUAAUAAAACCAGGAUACACAGAGAUAAUAGACAGAGAUCCCUCCUUUUAUACUCAGAUAUAUUUUGUAUAAUGAUAUGUAUGUUUAUGUUUGUUAUUUAUACGUUUUACAACAGCUUUUGCUGUCAUUGUCAGAUUGUCAUCUCAUAACACCCAGGGGUAAUAAGGCAGCAGCAUUGGAGUCGCAUUGGAGUGAACGACAAUACAAGUUAUAUAUACUGAUGGAUAGAAAUAGGGGAACAUAUAGAGGAAGAGAACUGGCUAAAGAUUUGUUGCAUUUUUUGUUUUGGUUUGUGGAUUGACACUGUUCACACAAGUUUUCUGUUAAAACCUAAAAAACUAUUGCAAAUUCUUUUGAAUCAAUAUUUCAAUAAUAACUUUGCAGACGGUAUGUUUUGUCAUUAUCACCUGAAACAAUUACGACAGAAAUACAAAAUGGAUGAGUUCCUUCAGUGCACUAAUAGGAAACUUGUCCGUUAGUGGGCAAGGCAAGAGGUUUUGCAGUUUAAAGAAAUGUAAAUACAGAAAUAUUGCUAGUACAUAUACAAUUGUAUAUCUAGUCAAUUACAAUCACAUUUAAUGGAUUAACAUUGUAUAUUGUUUUUAUUAAGAAAAUAUAUGAGUUGAUGGACCACUGCUAAAUGGAGCAGAUACAAAAGCACAAUCAUCAUGUUACAAAUGUUGCCUUUCUUCUCUCCUUCAGUAUAUAACUGUGCAGUUUUUAUCUUCAUCAUGACAAUGGUACAACUGAUCAACAUGGUCAUUGAAUAUAGAGGGCUUUGACAAGGAGACUCAAUUUUCAAUGUAUUGUUAAUAAUGUUACUGAAUUAAUUGCUUUAAUUUUAGUAAAUCAUUGUUAUUAUUUAUACUACUAAAGCUACUAAGACUACUACUAGAAUGUAUUCUAAACUCAGCUUCUUGAUAUAUACCUUUUUCGUAGUAGGAAACUUUAUAGUACAUAUAUAUUGGUUCAAUACAUAUUAGAUCUCUUUGUGUUUAUUAAACUGUUACAUUUUAUUAAAUUGUAUUAUUUUGCAUACUGCCAUUUUCAUAUGUUUACAGCCUUCAACAUUGAAGUACAUGUACAAUGUACCACAUAACCAGGUUUAGUUUUUAAGCUGCAUGGUCUGCAAGUCAAGGUUCAGUGUAUGAAAUAAGUCAAAAGCCCAGCCAGACAUCAGGGCUGGUAACUUCAAAAUGUUACCAGCCCAAAAUGGAUUUAGCCAGACCAGACAAUCCAAAGAGAAUAACUCAAUUUUAAGUUAUUG
This is a messenger RNA of Haliotis rubra (blacklip abalone), 3145 nucleotides long. RefSeq names its product transmembrane 6 superfamily member 1-like. The transcript has 8 exons. The record is from RefSeq and is a predicted model, not a curated record. Bases 53 to 1183 code for a protein of 376 amino acids. NCBI's taxonomy places the organism in Eukaryota, Metazoa, Mollusca, Gastropoda, Lepetellida, Haliotidae.